Messenger RNA from Hibiscus syriacus, 1701 nucleotides. RefSeq lists its product as uncharacterized. Gene Ontology annotation, molecular function: nucleic acid binding; RNA-DNA hybrid ribonuclease activity. The transcript has 2 exons. Bases 953 to 1666 code for a protein of 237 amino acids. The record is from RefSeq and is a predicted model, not a curated record. Lineage: Eukaryota; Viridiplantae; Streptophyta; Magnoliopsida; Malvales; Malvaceae.
AGAACAUGCGCCUCCUUUCUCUCCACUCUCCCAAUUCUUUCUCGGCCACACACAGAGCCAAUUUCAACACCCAUCAAAGAGCUUCUAAGCUCUUCACACUGGUCAACGAGACCCAAACGACAAUAACAUGGAGUCAUCGAGACUCCACUGAAAUUCGCACGACUCAGGUUUCACGUGGGCAGCUCGGUUGGGGGUGCUGAAAGGGCGUACACGAGUUGCUGCUAGGUUGAAGUGAUCCACGUGGGAGGCAUGGGUGACUGUGGUGGAGUUGCUGCCACCGGGUCGGAUCUUGUAACAGAUCUGGAUCCGAGUCAUAUAACCUGUAAAAAAACUGUUAUAUUAAUAAUAAUAAUAAUAAUAUAUAAUAAUAUUAAAAGACGAGACGAAAAAUGAGUGUCGACAGAUUUAUGGCAUGGUGACUCUCUGUUGCAGUCCAAAUUUCCUAGAAUCUUUUCCCUCGCUUGCAAUAAAUUGGGAACUAUAGCGGAUUUUGGAGUCAAGGAAGGUAUGGGCAAGUCAUGAAACAUCUUGCUCAGGAGACAACUAUUUGAUUGGGAAUUAGAGCAAUGGAACAACUUAAUUCAAGCACUACAAGAAUUUCGAUCAAGCAAUAUUAAUAGGGACUCGGUAUGCUGGUCUGACGGAGGGUUCUCGAUAAGUUCUUUUAUUAAAUUGCUCUCUUGCCCUUCCUCAGAUGUUGAUUGGUCGAGGAUGGUGUGGCAAGGGGUUGCACCUCUGAAAGCGGAACUCUUCAGUUGGUUGAGUUCCCGUAUUCGUAUUCUGGUAAGAGUUGAACCCUUGAAGAGGGGUGAUCUUCAUUCUCGGAUUGCUCAUGCCCUUUGUGUGGGGGUGGUUUGAAAUCUGUCUCUCACCUUUUGUUUCAGUUUGAUAAUGUGUAGAAUAUUUGGAUGAAGUUUGUUGCAUUCUGGGGGUGUAUUUGGUUUUCCCAAAGAUGCCAGGCAUCUUCCUCCAAGCGUGGCAUGAGUUACAUUUCAUAUCUUCUUCAAACUCUAUAUGGCACAUUAUUCCUUUUAGUGUUUUAUGGACUGUUUGGCUUAGGAGAAAUGAGGUAGUCUUUGGCAACAAAGUGGUAGAUGUUAUUCAAAUCUUCUUUCUAGCCAGAACUAGACUUGCUUGCUGGUUCAAAGAGGUUUACCCUGCAAGUGAUAUUUCUCGUGAGGAGCUUAUUGCUAACCCUUAUUUGGCAGAAAAAUUAAAGUUAUUUAGAAAUUAUUCAAAGGCUAAGACAGCUUGGGAGCCAUCACCAGUUGGGUAUCUUAAAUUAAACGUCGACAGUUCCAUCUCUAGAGGUAGCUCGUUAGGUGGUGUCAGUGGAAUUCUCAUGGAUAAUGGUGGCUCUUGCCUGGGAUCGUUAUCGGAAAGAAUAGGAAAUGGUCCUCCUACCCUUUCUGAAUUGCUGGCUUUGAAGACUGGGCUGAAAUGGUAUUUUGAAGAUGCUAAUAGCUUCGAGUCGAGGUUGAUUAUUGAAAGUGAUAGUGAAGCUGCAGUCGAUUGGGUUCUCCAUCCAGAGAAAAGUCCCUUGUUAUAUGCUUCCCUAGUUAAGGAUAUUGAAAAGACCAUCAACGAUAAUCAUGUUAUGAUUAGGCGCAGUCCUAGAGGUUUCAAUGUUGAAGUAGACUCUUUAGUAAAAAGAGGGAUUGGUUGAGUGCUUUAAAGUUGGUUAUGCUUAUUGUUGUAUAC